Saccostrea echinata is the source of this 6401-nucleotide messenger RNA. Its product is annotated as plexin-A4-like. The record is from RefSeq and is a predicted model, not a curated record. NCBI's taxonomy places the organism in Eukaryota, Metazoa, Mollusca, Bivalvia, Ostreida, Ostreidae. Gene Ontology annotation, biological process: semaphorin-plexin signaling pathway involved in axon guidance; regulation of cell migration. Gene Ontology annotation, cellular component: semaphorin receptor complex. Gene Ontology annotation, molecular function: protein binding; semaphorin receptor activity. Bases 1 to 4455 code for a protein of 1484 amino acids. The transcript has 35 exons.
AUGGGAUUAAAAAUAUUAAUUCAUGGAAUUCCUGCUGCUUUGCAAAAUGUUAGUUUCUGCAAUGAAGUAUCCCAUGCAGUACCAGCAUUUGGAUUCAUCAUUGGGUUGUUACCACUAAAUGGAACAGCUGUGUACACCACAAGUCAAGUCACAGUCAUAGGGAGUACCCUUAUUAAUGACUUGAUUACUCUGUAUAUUGGAACGCAAAAUGGAAUUGUACUGAAGGUAUACCUUGAUCCAGUAGGCUUGAAAACAAAUGAACUGGAGAGAGUUAAACUGAACACUUCUAAGAUCAAAGCCAUCAGAGUUAUGAAUGAUCAAACUUUGUAUUUUAUGUCAGAGGAUAAGAUUUUUAAAUAUUCACCGGAGAAAAAGUGCGAGGAAUUUGUUGGAAACUGCACAUCUUGUAUGAUGGCUAAGGAUUCUAAAUGUGGCUGGUGCGUUGAUACUCACAGUUGUACAGAAAAAGCAAAUUGUUCAUCAAAGAAAAACUUUUGGCUUCCAUCUGCUCGAAACCAGUGUUUAAAACUUGAUUUGGGUGAAAAAACAGCUUAUCUGCUGGAUUUGGAAUCGGGUUUGAAACAAACUCAAAGUGUCAGUUUUGUCCCAGCUUUGGAAAUACAGCCUGAGAUGAAAUGUUUUUUAGAUAACAAACCUCUCAGGAGAACAAACAACAAUCAACAUUUAAUUUGUGAAAUAAACCUUGGUGACAGCAGCACAAUGAACUUGAAACCAGGAAAUGUCUCUCUAAACAUUCAAAUGAAUGGACAUAUACUUGCAGCUGCAGAUCUUCUUCUUUACAAAUGCUCAAAUUAUACAAGCUGUAGCCAGUGUGUUGGAGGUUUAACAUCAUGUUUUUGGUGUACAGAGGAAGCUCAGUGCAGAAGAGGUAGAGGAGACUGUAAAAACGGAGUAUCAGACUGUCCUCAAAUCAAUAAGCACAUUGAAAUGAUACCCAAUGGAGUUCCCAUGGAUUUAGAGUUUGGGGCCAAGAACCUGCCAGAUAAUUUCACAUAUCAAUGCCAUGUUGAAGGAAGACAAUACACAGCGGCAAAAGUAGGAGGAAACCUGGCAUGUAAAGAAGUCAAGGAAGAGUAUGCUGGAAAAGAAGAUGUCAUAAAAAGAAAGAUUCAGUUUACUUAUGGACCAGCAAGCCCUAAUGUAUCGUUGGAGACACUGGAAGGGGAUGCUGAGAUAUCAGUGUAUAAAUGUGAGUACUUGUCCCCUGUGACAACAGAUUGCAGCACCUGUAAAUAUUUGAAAGAAGAGCAGAAUUACGAGUGCAGAUGGUGUAAAGUAACCGGAUGUGUAGUAAAUGAUUCUGGUAGCAAUCAGCAGUGCCCUGCUACAGAACAAUGUGGGACACCUAUUGUCACAGGGAUCUCGCCUCCAAAUGGUCCUGUUUGUGGGGGAACAGAAGUUUCAAUCUCGGGAUACAAUUUUGGAAUAAAUAAAAGUCCACGCAGUGUUUCUAUUGGUGGUGUGGAAUGUAAAAAUACCAAACUAAAGAGUAGGAGCAUCACAUGUGAAACUGGAGAAACUUCACCAAAAUCUGGCAAGGUUACUGUCACAGUAGAUGGCCUGAGUUCAACAGAUGAUGUAUUUUUCAUUUACCAGGAACCAUUGAUAGAAGAUAUACACCCACAUAAAACAAUCAAAUCAGGUGGCAGGACCAUCACCAUUACUGGGAAAAAUCUUACUACAGGAAAUAUGAAUUAUGAUGUUUUUUUUGUACCAAGAAAUAUGCCAGGCCAAAAGAAUAUCAAGUGCAAUGUAGACAAGAAAAAUUCCAAAAAUGGUGUGAUAGUUUGCAGGCCAAAUGGUGCUACUGUCACUGGAUUUUAUUCUGUUGAAGUGACAUUUGAUGGAAAGACAGUGAGGAACUUUUCAUCACAAUUAUUUGAGUACCUUAAAGAUCCAGAAAUAACUGGAACAGAUCCAUCAGAAUUGAAAACUAUUAACAGUGGUGGAACUUCAUUUACAGUUUUAGGAAAAGGAUUUACAGAUGCACUGGAGUCUCUGUAUGUUGAACUUGGAAACAAUGAGGAAUCGAGAACUUCAUGCAAAAGAAAGAAUGAUGAAGAGAUAAGCUGUAGCUUUCCGGGAAGAGGAGACCUAAAUAGGCACCGCAGGAAAAGGGCCACUCAGGCUACUGUUGUCAUUCACUUGGACAGAUAUACAAAAAUACUCUCCGAUUCAGUUUUGUAUGUGGAUGAUCCAAAAUUAGAAGCAUUUCAGCAAAAUCAAACCUACGAGUUUGAUCCAGAUAAACAUGAUUCUAUUUUGCUUCAAGGAAGUCAGCUUGCAGUUGUGACCAGCAAAGAGGACUACUUUGUUUUGGUGGGGAGUGGAGAAUGUGCAGUUACGAACCUGAACAAUUAUAAUCUGACAUGCCGUCCUCCCUCCAGAAAACCAGACCCUCGUCUUCAGGAAGAUAGGCUUUAUAUCAGGAUUCGAGUGGGCAAUCUGAAUAAUGUUGUUGGGAUUAUUGAAUAUGUUGAAGACCCUCCCAUCAUGUACAUCAUCAUUGGUGUGUUAGGUUUCCUCCUCAUUGCGUGUCUCAUAGCUGGAGUCUUCAUCCACAGGAGAAUUCGGACUCGCAAUCAGAAAAAAAUCGAAACGAUGAUGUCAGAAAUGCAUGAAUUAGAACAGAACACAAUGCGCAUAAACCAAGAAGAGUUUGCUGAGAUGCAACUUAAUAUCACAGACAUAAAGCGUGACCUAGUUUCUACAGGAAUUCCCUACCACUCCUAUCAAAACUACAGUCAGUACAUGCUGUUUCCAAAGGAAGUGGAAGCUGGCACUCUGUUAAGCUUUCUGCAGCAUAGCGGGUAUUCCAGUAAAAAUGUCGAGAAGGCCAUGGACCAGUUUGAGAAGCUGAUGUCUAACAAAUACUUUGUCAAGUCUCUUAUUGGUACACUGGAGAGACAAAGGAAGAUAACUCUGAUUGACAAGGCACAAUUUUCUGCUAACUUCAGUGUUGUAAUGGUGGGAAAGAUGAGAGAUUUCUUUGAAAUUGUGAACUGUUUGCUGUCAACCUUGGUUGAUUCCUCCCACAAAAAACUGCACAAGACCUUGUUUAAUAGAUUUGAGUCCAUUACUUUGAGACUACUUUCACACUGGCUUUCCAUUUCACUCUAUCCUUACUUGAAGGAAGGUGGAGGGUCAUCCCUGUUCAUGCUUUACAAAUCCACCCAGGCUGUGGUCGAGAAAAGACCAGUAGAUGAAGUGACAGGAGAGGCUAAAAAUACCUUAUCUGAAGAAAACUUCCUCAGGGAGAAGAUUGACUGUCAGACCCUGAAACUUGAGAUUGACUUAAAUGGCAAUGGUAACUUGUACACCUGUGAGGUUCUGGACUGUGAUACAAUCAACCAAGUUAAGAGCAAGUGCCUCUACCAAAUAUACAAGAACAAACCUGCCUCAGAAAUGCCAACUAUAGAUGAAGUGGAUUUAGAAUGGAUGGCUGGCAAGAGUGGUCGAUUGACUUUGAGCAACAUUGACCAAACUAGUGAGCGUGGGGAUGGCAUGGUUCGCCGUAACACACUAAAACACUACCAUGUACUAGAUGGUAGUCGUAUGGCCUUACUGUACAAGUUCACCCCUGAUGAUGAACAAGAAGAAGAAGAUACAUAUGUAAACCAGCGCUCUCCAUCAGAUGUAGACAUCACUAUUCCAGCCAAUGUUCAAUUGAUUCAAUCUGUGUCAACGACUGGAAGUCUGGAAAACCUCAGACAGUGGCAUCUGGUGAAGAACCUGGAGGAGGAAGACUCACACGAGAAGAGUAUAAAACUGAAGGACAUCGUGAAGACAAGUCACAUCACCAACCUAAUGCAUACAAAACUAGUCUUACAGGACAAUAUUAAAGAAGUAUUUGACAGUGUCCUGAACCAUGAGACGGUUCCGUUAGUGGUGCAUUACCUAUUUGGCGUAUUGGAAAAUCUGGCUAAUAAGAAUGGUGUUGAACCAGAAACUUUACUGUGUUGGAAGAGUGAAAGCUAUGCCAUGCGGGUGUGGGCGACACUCCUAGUCCGUCCUGAGUUUCUGUUUGACAUUCAAAAAGUCAAGCACGUGGAGCCAUGUCUUGAUGUCAUCAAGCAGGUCUUCAUUGACUGUUUCCAUUCCACCAAGAUUAGCAAGGAUUCAUCCCUGCAAAAGCUGCUGUUUGCCCAGGAAGUUCCACAUUACCAGAAAAGAACAGAGCAGUUUUACAAGGCUUUAGCCAACAAGGCUGCAGUAACAGAUGCUGAUUUCUGGAACGAGAUGUCCAGACUAAAUACAUUACAGCAGGAGCAUCUGAAAUUCUCUAAACCCGCCGCUCUACAGAAGUUAUACAAAUUUGUUCAGCAGUACAUUGAAGAGAUCAUUGAGGAUUUGGAUGAAGGUCCUGAGACAAGUGGACUUCAAUUCGGCAAGAAAUUGGAUGAUAUUUUCCGUCAGAUGGAAACAGAUUCCUGACUAUAUGAUAGAUAAAAUGUUGAUGUGAUUGUCAUAAAAUGGACACUUAAAAGCUAAACUAUCAUUGCUGAAGUAGGUGUAUGUUGCACCAUAGCAGUGUGGUUUGGUGUAUAGCCAAGCAAUGUGUAGUUGUAGAAGGUAUAAAACCCAAAAACCAAAGACGAGUCAAGAGAAGCAAAAGCUUAAAGCCUAAAAUAUUUUCUGUUUACACCAUAUAAUUAUGAAAUAUAUAUUCAUGUAUAUGUACGUGCCUAUAGUUCAUUAUAUUUUGCCCAGAUUUCUGUAUUUUUAAGUUUCUACAAAUGGUAGUUUGAGAAACAAGAUGGUUGGAAAAGCAAGAGGUUGUUAGAGGUAUGUGAAGCCCAGUGUCUAAAAAUUUGGUGCAAAUUUCUUUUUAUAGCUUGCUAUAAUUUUUACCAAUUUUUUUAAAUGUACAUCAGGAAAUGUACUUCUUUUUUAAAUGUAAUUUUUAAAAUGAUUUUAUACCCUUUACAUUCAAAGCUACCCUGCCUUGUGUUUGAAAAUGCUGUGAAAAAAAGUACUUUUUAUUACAAAUGUACAUUUUGUAACAAUCAAAGUAAAUUUAUGUUUUAAAAUUGGGGUAUUACAGUUGAAGGGACACAUAGAGCUUCUUCCCUUUCUGUAAAAUUGUAAACCAGUUGAAAGUAUAAAUGUACAAAUCUCAUGUUUAUCAUAGCAGCAUUUCUCUCCUGUACUGCCUAUUAUACAUAUGCUUUGUAUGUACGUAUAUAAGAACUUUGAAUUUGACAGAAGCGUCCUUUUUGUAAAGAUAUUAAAAUAGUUUAUUUUGUGUUUUUAUAAUGAGAAAUAUUUUCAGGUAACAAAAGAGAGUCGAAAAUUGAUAAAUCACUAGGAUUGAUUCCAUAUGUACACUAUUUUAAUCAAUUUGAUUUUACUAUUGGAGCUCUUAAGUGAGCUUAUCUCAGAAACAGACUGUGAUGUUUAUUAUAUGUAUUAGAAUAAUUUAUGGAGUGUACAGAGUAUGAAAAGCAUAUAUUGCAAGCUGAGAAUUAUCAGUGCUAGUAAUGUUAAGACAAAACAGAAAUGCACAUACAUGAGUUCUAAAUGUAGUACUCUUUUUAUUCCCAGUGUAUAAAUGUUCCUUCAAAUUCAAUCUUCAUAUAUUUUAAAAAUAGAUAUAUUACAUGUUAGCAGAAAUAUAUACGUUUUUAGUAGUCUAAUUUUAAAGCUCUUAAUAGGUGAUGGUGAAAUUUUGUUACAUUUUCAAGUCCAUUUUUGUAGCAUGCAUUUAGUUAUUUACUUGUAUGUCUUAAAGAUUCUUUUUGCAUGAUUUAAUCAACCACAUUUAGUAGGUGAUUAAUCCUUAGAAGAUUUUUUAAAAAUAUGAUUUAGAUGAUCUUAAUUGAUAUUUUAACUCUUAGGAAUUUGAUUGACAAUCUCCAAGAUAAUUUGCAUAAUAUUGGUUAACAAUCAAAUUUUGAUUUUUUUUCCCUCCAAGGACAAAAGAGUUACUACACAUUUUAUGGUACACAAUAGAUUUUUUUUUCUUCCUCCAACACAUUCUAUGGUACACUAUACAAAUUAUUUUGAGGAACAAUCACAUGAAAGAAUGAGAAAUUCAACAGAUUUCUGAUUUCUUUUUUUUACGCAAUUUUGCAUGAUGUUAUUUUUCUUUUAUUUUAAUUUUUUUUUUGGUGAAAAACAUGACAUGAAUGCUAAAAGUCAAUUCAUAAAAUGACCUUAAGAGUUUGGGAAUUUUACAACUCAUACAUAUACUACUGAAUUCUUAAGGACUGUUGUAAAUAAUACUUUUAACUUAGAUUAAAAGUGGUGUAAAUGUGUACAAGUAGAAUGAGGAAUCUACUAAUAAGUGCUUAUAAUCAGUCAUUCCAUUCAAAAAAUGUGUAUUCUCACCAUGCUUAUUAUACAAAGUAGAACAAAGAAAUAAAGAAUUAUUUUCUUUU